This is a messenger RNA of Cydia strobilella, 1059 nucleotides long. RefSeq lists its product as uncharacterized. The transcript has 3 exons. Lineage: Eukaryota; Metazoa; Arthropoda; Insecta; Lepidoptera; Tortricidae. The coding region runs from base 303 to 1040 and encodes 245 amino acids. The record is from RefSeq and is a predicted model, not a curated record. Gene Ontology annotation, cellular component: membrane.
AUGGUCGAAUUAUGACACGUUAAUAAGCAAUUAAUUAUUAUUGCAUUGUCGCAUAAACCGAUCACAUCCCAAAAGAAAGAAAAAGCGUGUUAUCCAAAACAAAAUUAAUAUUAAUGACCGGAAUAUGUGUGUCACACGGGCCAUAGUGUUCAGAGCUACGAAAAUAUACUAUACGAGUUAAAAAUGUAAAUUCGCCAAAAGGUCGGAGUGGGGGCGGAUCGAAUAAAAAACUGUUGAUUUUUGAAUGGAGCAUCACAAUCAAAUCGUAAUCGGUGGUUUGAGUUCAUCCAAACAUCUUUAAGAUGAAGUUCUUCUUGGUCCUUCUUAGUGUGGCCGCUGUGGGUUACUCCAGUCCUGUGCCUAAGGAUGAAUCAGUGUUAAAGACUGUGGUGGGCAGCUUCGUGAACUGCAUGAAUAGUGAUGUUAACUUGUGCAUUAAGGAACAUGCCCUUCGUGCCACCGAGCGUCUUGGAACCUUUCGCAAACUUAACAUUUUCGAGGGUCUCACGAUCCUGAACAGCAACCCUAAAGAAGCCCGCAGUCUGGAGCCUUUGUCCACGGAACCCCAGAUCAGAAACAAGGAAGUGACUGAAAGACUCUGGGAGAGGGCCAAUGAUCUGCUUCAGAACAGCGAGCUGGAGAUCAGCUUUGGCGUUGAUGAUGAUGAAGAAUCCAGGGCUCUUGGCGACGCUGAGGAGGGCCGCGCCAAGAAGAAGGACAUGAAGAAGAAAAUUAAGAUGCUCUUGCCCCUCCUGCAUCUCCUGAAAGCGAAGUUGGGUGCCUUGGCUGUUCUCUUCCUCGGUGUCAUUGCCUUCUCCAUCUUUAAGCUCGCCCUCAUGGCCAAGAUUGCAUUUAUUGCCAAGGCCAUUGCCCUCAUCAAGGUUCUUUUGGCUAAGAAGCACGAGGAGCAUGAUGGAUGGGACCAUCCAGUCCAUGAUGACCAUGGACACGGUCACGGUGGUUGGGAAAGCCCAGGAUGGGGACGCUCAGGCAAGAUCGAAGGCGCUGACAUGGCCUAUGCUGGAUACAAGCACCAGUAGAUCUAUAAAAGCGUACUGA